Messenger RNA from Myotis daubentonii (Daubenton's bat), 6266 nucleotides. RefSeq names its product ADP-ribose/CDP-alcohol diphosphatase, manganese dependent (gene ADPRM). Gene Ontology annotation, molecular function: 2',3'-cyclic-nucleotide 2'-phosphodiesterase activity; CDP-glycerol diphosphatase activity; ADP-ribose diphosphatase activity. NCBI's taxonomy places the organism in Eukaryota, Metazoa, Chordata, Mammalia, Chiroptera, Vespertilionidae. The record is from RefSeq and is a predicted model, not a curated record.
CCCCUCGACUUCCGGUUCCACUUUGACUGCCUCCGGAAGUCGGAGGAGCGGCUCUUCCCGCCCCGCUCGGCUCGGUGGUGACGCGGUGAGUCACUGAGCGGAGAGUCCGGCCGCCCUUCGCUGGGAGCUGGCGCGCGAAAUCUGUUCAGAGGUUAUGGAUGACAAGCCCAGUCCUGGAGCUGUAAGUGAGAGUUCAGAACAUCUCUUCUCCUUUGGAGUUAUAGCAGAUAUUCAAUAUGCUAACUUAGAAGAUGGCUAUAAUUACCAAGGAACCAGAAGAAGAUACUACAGACACAGUCUUCUUCACUUGCAGGGUGCUAUUGAACACUGGAAUAGAGAAAGCAGUCCACCCUGUUGUGUCCUUCAGCUUGGAGAUAUCAUUGAUGGCUACAAUGCGCAGUAUAAAGCAUCAGAAAAGUCACUAGAACUCGUUAUGAACGUGUUCAAAAGGCUUAAAGUCCCAGUUCAUCACACGUGGGGAAAUCAUGAAUUCUAUAACUUCAGCAGAGACUAUUUAACAAACUCUAAACUGAACACAAAGUUUCUAGAAGACCAGAUUGAACACCAUCCGGAAACUGUGCCUACGGGGAGUUUUUACGCUUACCAUUUUGUUCCAUUCCCUAAAUUCCGGUUCAUUUUACUCGAUUCUUAUGACUUGAGUGUCUUGGGCGUGGACCAGUCCUCUCCAAAAUACCAGCAGUGUCUGAAGAUGCUGAAGGAGCACAAUCCAAAUAUGGAAUUGAAUAGUCCUCAAGGACUUUCUGAGCCUCAGUUUGUCCAGUUUAAUGGAGGAUUCAGCCAAGAACAACUGAACUGGUUGAAUGAAGUCCUUACAUUCUCUGACACAAACCAAGAAAAGGUGGUGAUCGUGAGCCAUCUUCCCAUUUACCCAGAGGCCUCUGACUCUGUGUGCCUGGCCUGGAAUUACAGAGACGCCCUCGCAGUCAUUUGGUCUCAUGAGUGUGUGGUGUGUUUCUUCGCCGGUCACACCCACGAUGGUGGCUACUCUGAGGAUCCUUUUGGUGUGCACCACAUCAACGUGGAAGGAGUCAUUGAAACAGCUCCGGACAGCCAGGCUUUUGGCACGAUUUAUGUCUAUCCCGACAAAAUGAUGUUGAAAGGGAGCGGCCGAGUUACAGACAGAAUUAUGAAUUACAGGAAGGAAAAACCUUUUCCACUUUUGGUCUGAUUUAUUUUAUCCAUAUUGAAAGAGGAGACUUAGCUUCAUGUUUGCGCUCCGUUACCCCACCCCUAACUCCUCUGUCUCAUUGUUUAGUAUUCUGUUGGUGUAACAGAAUGUAUUUAUGGCUUCAGUGUGUUUUGCUCAUAAGACAUUCUGAAGUCAUUUUGGAAUGUAUAUCCAGUGCUAAAAAUUGGAAAGAAAUGAAUCAAAGUGCCAUGAAUGAACCAGGGAGGAGACCGGGCAGGGUGGGGGUGGGGUAUAGUCCUCAAAACAGACUUUAUUUUAGCCUUACCUGAGACUUUUAAAAAAUUUUUUACGAGGAGAAUAUGCUCAUUUACUAGCUAUGUAACUUAAAAUUCAUAAUAAAAAAGCAGCUCAGGUAAAGCUUUUCCUUUUAACCAUCCUGUGCAAAUGAGCUUUGGACAUUUUUUUGCUCAGAAUAGCCAUCAUAUUAUAUUUUUAUAAGCUUGUGUUCCUAUUUUGUAGACCAAAACUGUCAUGUUACUCCACAGGUGAAUGAAUGAAUGGUGCUCCCAUUCCCAUAAGUGAUGUGUGCCUCUCGUGUGAGACUAUAAGAAGAGCCUUCAGAGAAGUUAUGUGGCCAUUGCAGCUGUGUGCCUGUUUCUGGGGUCUGUUUGGGCCACCAGCUAGAGCUGCCUGAGGAUAGACAGCAGCUAAAUGAAUUCACCCUUAACUCCCUUCGUAGAUAAAUGGGACGUGUUCAAUUCAGUUGUCAUGCUAAGGCUUAUUUGCAGAAACACUAUAUGGCAAAUGGGGACUGUUUGGGGUGUAGAGAAGGUUUGAUUAAGGGCUUAAAAACAGUAAGGGAUCGACCAAUGCUGAUCAACGUGAGCGUGCCUGCCCCACCCCUUACCUAGGCAGUGCAGGUCUAUUUGUUAUCUAUGGCUGUGGUGACAAAUUACCACAAACUUGGUGGUUUAAGUAACAUAUUUGCUCUCUUAACAGUUCUGGAGUCAAAAGUCAGAAGUUAUUUUCACUGGGCUGGGAUCAAGCUGCUGUUAGGGCCAUGCUCCAUUUUGCUAUAUAAGGUAACAUUCCUAGGUCCUGGAGAUUAGGGCCUGGUUAUCUUCGAGGGGCAUUAUCCAGCCUACCUCCGAGGUGACUGAUGUACUCCCUGCAGUAACCAGCUGUAUAAUGGUGAGGAAACAGACCCCUACAUACAAGUGUGUGAAGAAUAUGGAGCAGGAAUUUCAUGUUGCUUGAAGGGAUUAGGGAUGACUUGAAGAAGAAGAAAGGUUUAAAUGGGUGUGGAAGUGCAUUUCAAGUAAACAGAAUAGCAUAAGCAGAGGCAUUGAAGGAUAUGCUGAGUUUAGGAGAUGCAAGUAAUGAUACGACAAUUCACCGAAAGGUGCUGAGUAAUAAAACAGGAAAAGGUUAGGCUAUGGCUGUGUGCAGAAGAGCCUUGAAUGACCAGCCCAGAGUUCAAACUUAUCUUGUCACACAGUGUGAGAACCCCAGAUUCCUGAGCUGGGCCAUAUAUGAUUAGAUUCGUGUUUCAGCCCAGGCAGUAGAUGAUGAGAGGCUGGUGUACAAAAGUCUCAGUGGGAAGAGAGAAGAUUGGGGUGAGAAGACAUGUUUUGAUUGUAGAAAUAUUAAACUUACUAGUAAUGCUUCAAUUGAAAAGUAGAGUUUAAAAGUAAUUUCAGUAAUGCUCUUUUCUAAAGGCAGUACUCUACCAAAAGUUAGUUCCUUAUAUAUACUUACGGAGAUUUAAAAGGAGCUAUAAACUCACAUAUUCAGUGUGAUGUGGGAGCUGCAGAUAAAAUGAACGUGUAUCUUGGACAUUUUUUUUUUUCAAAUUGGAACAUUAUUGUCUUUUAAGCACAGAAUCAAGCAUGACUUGGAGGAUGGGUAGGUUCUAUAUAGAAUUUGCAAGUAAGUCCAUUUCCUCAUGUAUGACCUUAAUAAUUAUACAAAAAGGUAUAAAAGCCGUAACUGCUAUACAGACUAAAUGCACAUUGGAACACUGAAAUCCUUAAAGUAAAUUUCACUUUAAUCGCUUUAAUGUCAACUAGAUUUUUUCCCCUUUUACCUUAUCUAAAUCUUGAUCAAGAAUUUCUGACUAUCCAGAGGCCAUUGUGUAAAAUAAAACACAUGUAUACCUCCUUAAACAAACAUUUAUAGAACACUUAAAUUGUAUUUAAGGUUAUAAGAAUAGAGACAAACUACCAGGCUCAUUUUCACUCUCCUGAGUUAUGAUUGGUGCUAAUACUUUUUGAUUGAAAUAUUUCCUACAUCUCAUGAAAUGGUGUCUUGAGUAGCCCAUGUGAAAAAGUUGCCAUAUAAACAGCAUUGACCAGCAGAAAUAUAAUGCGAGCCUCAUGAAUAAAGUAUUUUAGCAGUCACAUUUAAAACAGUAAAUAGAGGCUGGGGGAAGGUCAAGGGGAAAAAUAAAAAGACAAAUGUACUACUCUUUGUAAUAUUUUAAGCAAUAAAAAGAAGUUAAAACAGUAAAUAGAAACAGAUAAAAUCAACUUCCAAUAUGUUUUAUUUACCCCAAUAUAUCUAAAAUAUUUCAAAAUGUAAUCAAUAUAAAAAUUUUACAUUUAUUAUACUAUGUCUUUAAAAUCUAGUGUAUAUUUUAUAAUUCAACCCAUGCAUUGGACACUGACUUCAUUAGAAAUACUUGAUCUAGUUUUAGAUAUAAAAUUUGCAGUAGGUUCACAUACUUCAAGCAUGCUUAAAACAAGUGUUCCAAACAUUGUAAGCUUUCUAAUAGCUGAAUUGGUAAGUUUUUAAAUUAAAAUGGAAAAGAAAAUGUCCUCCGUCUAGACACAUUUCAAGUGUUCAGUGCACACGUGACUGGUGGCUGCGGUAUUGGAGAGGACAGCUCUAACAUGGUCUCACCCCAGGGUUACUUUUGAAAUUUCAUUUUUUUCAAAUGUGUAUAGACUUCAGUCUUAUUUUUUAUUUACAGUGUAAUUGAUAUUGUUUCCUUUUUGGUUCCAAAUUCCUUGAUCUAAUUUUCCUUUCUUUCCAAGACAUGCUUGCUUAUUUGUUUCAUCCGGGGUCCUCAUUUAGUUCAUGGCACUGUACAGUUAAAUGUAAUGAGAUUAGGUCAGGGAGACAGUCCCCUCUUGAACCUCUAUUUCUGUCAUAUUAACCAAGCCCCGCUUCCCUGUAUUUUAAUCAUGCGUAGUAGCCCUUUGUAAGCAAUUUAUAUUUUCAGAGUGCUCUCAUAAUAUCUAGUUUUAUCCUUCCAACUUUGUAAGUAGAUCUAGUUUUAAUCCUGGUUUAUAGAUAAAGAAAUAACCACCAGGUGUUUUUUUAUAUUUCCCAAGUCACAUAGAUAGUGAGGAAGCUGAGUUAGAAUUCAUAUUAACUUUUUUUCAAUUGCCUUUUGUACUACACUGUGACACAAUAGGAUGUCAGACCCCGUCUCUUACUAGUCCCAUCCAACCCUGAAGUCAGCCUUAAAAAAUUCCUGGGAUUAAAAAAAUAAAAUCCAUGUUUAUAAAAAUUGAGUAUUCUCAUUUUGAGAACAGGAUUCUUCAUUUCAUUUAAAUGACUGUCUUGCAGUGAGUUGGCCAGGAGGAACGCAUCUCCUUGUUAAUAUAUAUGUAGAGCCAUGCAGUAAAUGGGAAAAGAGCAAUUACAGUGGCAACAACCAACUGAAUUCUCCCACCAACUGGAUUCCUAUAAAGACACAAAAAUUAUCAUAAAUAAAAAUCCAACAAAAUUAUAGAUUACAUUGGAAACAAGUAUAAAGAUAGAAUUUGGUAAAACAUUUUUUGUGUGGUCCUUUUUUUAAAAUACUGAACUAUAACUUACUGAUCUUAUGAAUUUAUAUAUUAUUAAUGUAAAUCCUGGUUGUUUACAUGUGUUGCAAAUAGCUUUUCCCACUCAGUGAUGUCUUAGAUAAUUAUUGGAGGAACUGAAGUGAUUGUUAAAAUUUAUCUUUUCUUAAUGAUUUUUGUGUCCUGUUUAAGAAAACUUCCCAGAGGUCUAGAAAAUAUUAAGUUAUCUUUUCUAAGUUUUAUUUUCACAUUAGCUCUAUAAUCCACCUGGAAUUGAUUUUUGUGAAAGUUGUAAGGUGAGGGUUGUUUCACUUUUUUCCCUUAUGCUAUUCAAUUGCUCCAACGCUGUUCAUUGAAGACUGCCUUUCUUUGCUACCCUGCAGCACCACUGUGUCAUAAGUCAAGGGUCUGUGUAUGGAUGGAUCUCUUUGUAGAUUCUAUUUUGUUUCAUUAAUUUAUCCUUUUGCCAGUAAUAGAUUUUAGCCUAUACUGCCACUGGAUAAUUAUUUAGGUCUUCCUUAUUUUAAUAUUUAGGUCUUUAAUUUCUCCUAUAAUAUUUUAUAGUUUUGUGUAGAGAUAUUUUGCAUCUCUAUUAGAUUUAGUUCUAGGAAGUUAAUUUUUUAUGUUAUUAUAAAUGUUAACUUUGUGUUGCUAUUUUGUUACUUGCUGACAAAAGUACAGUUGAUUUUAGUAUAUUGACCUAGUAUCAAGCAAUCAUGUUAAGGUCACUUAUACAAAUAACUUUUAGAUUCUCUUUUAUUUUCUAUGUAUGCAAUCAUGUAACCAUAAAUAAUGAGCAUUUAAUUUUUCCUUCUCAAUCUUUGAGCCUCCUUCUUCUUGCCUUAUUAUACUGGUUAGGACAACAGCUAGAACAGUGCUCAGUAGAAGCAUCAAUAGUGACUAACCUCAGCUCAUUCCUGAUCUCAGAGGGAAAGUUUCACCUGCUCACUGUUAUGUAUCGUGCUUUGGCACAGAUACCCUUUAUCAUGUUACUUCCCUUGGAUGCCUAUUUCCCAAGAGCCCUUACUAUGAUUGGGUAUUAAAUUUUAUCAAAUGCUCUGUUUGUAUAGAUUGAGAAGGUUGUUUUCUUUUAUUCUGUGAAUGCAGAAAGCAUUUGUAGCUUUUUAAAUAUUAAAACCAUCUGUAUUCCUAGAAUAAACACAAUUUGGUGGUUGAGUUAUAUAUUGCAAGAUUUAAUUUGUUAAUGUUUUGUUUAACAUUUUACCAUCUGUGGUCGUGAGAUUGCCAUGUAACUUCCUUUUGUUUUUGUAUUAUCAAUUUCAGUAUCAUGAAUAUUCUACCCUAAUAAAACAAAUUGAAAAGUG